Molecule: messenger RNA, 2710 nt
Organism: Pocillopora damicornis (cauliflower coral)
Lineage: Eukaryota; Metazoa; Cnidaria; Anthozoa; Scleractinia; Pocilloporidae
Product: non-homologous end-joining factor 1
Biological process (GO): double-strand break repair via nonhomologous end joining
Cellular component (GO): DNA ligase IV complex; nucleus
Molecular function (GO): DNA end binding
Source: RefSeq, a predicted model, not a curated record
CAACAUGGCGGCCACAAUUAAAAGAGAAACUUCGUGGAGACGACGCUGGAAACCGAAUCUUAACUCCCAACCAUGGAAACAUUUUUCCAUUUCUGGAAAAUCAUUUUUAUUGAAGACCAUGUUUGUUGACGCAGACUGCUCUUAUGAAUUUUGCUUGUGGGAUUUCUGCACCUUCUGGUACGAGAAAGUUGAGCAUGAUGAGUUUGAAGCUCGAGCAAAGAAACUCAACCCAAAUGUUGAAGCAAAACUCACAUAUUUGCUGAAAUUUAUGCAGAAAAGUGUUGUGGAACCUAAUCAAAAGGAAGAACCAUUGUUUAUAAUCAAUCAGGAGAAUUCCUCGUCUGAGGAUGAACUGGUUUUAAAAAUGAAGGCAAAGUUACAGGGGGGUGUACCAUUUGUCUGGGAAUUCCACUGUUCAGAAGGAGGAAAACACAUGGUUGGAUCACAGCUAGUGCAGCCAAUGCUUGCCAUGAUUGCUGAGUUAAAUAGACGGCAGGCUGAGCUCUGUAAGCUUCUGAGGAGGAAGGAUCAGGAGAUUAUGGAUUAUAAGGACUCAGGAGCAUGCUUGUCAAGAAAAAGCCUUGCAACGUCGGAGUUUAAUGAAGAUACAUUCAAAAGUAAAAUGAUUCUCUCACAGGGUUUUGAGGAUGCUGUACAAGAUGCAGUUAUACAAGGACUUGAUGAUGACUCAUCUGAACUGUAUAAACAGGUUAUGAUAAAAACAGCAUGGCUAGCAGAAAAAGAUCUACCAGAGCCAGAUGAAGAUGUUGAAGAGGCAGAUGAUAUCUACGGAUCAGUGGUUAUAGGGGGUCCUAGUGCCCCCUCAUGGACUGAUAUACCCCCUCCUUCCCUCUUUGGAAAGGAAGAUGAACCUUUAACCACAUCCCCCAGGGUAUCUCCCAGGAAAACACCCGUCACAUCACCAGCAAAGUCGUCUGGGAUGUCAUUGCCCUCAGAUUCGCCUUCUAAGGAUAUGGAACUAGAAAGACGUGAAGCGCUGCAAAAGAGACUAGCCGAGGAAGCCGAACGAAAGAAAAAGAAAAAACGCAAAGUUAAGUUAUGACAGGCGCGCACAAGUCAAUAUUUUCAAAACUGGACUGCAAGGAUCUAGAACUUUAGAGCUUGGUUGAUCCUUACGCGCGAGAAGAUGCAAGCUCUUUUAGGGGCUUUAUUUCACGUUUAAAAGACUUCUUUGGGAAACAACAGUUUAGAAAUAUUUCAGGGAAGCUAACGACAAGUAAAGCAUAGGUCAAAAAGGGCGUGGGCACGAACUUGAUGGACAGUGUCCGACACCAUCGUUUAACCCGUAUCACCGCCCCCUCUGCCUUCAAGAUAUACCCUUGAGCAACACGCCCUGUGCAGAAGUAGUACUUUAGAAAUAAAGAGCUACUGUAACUAGAUAGAGAAAUCUUCAAAUGAGUGUCGAAAAUAUUAUAGGACUGCUUUCGUUUUGCUUUGCUAAUCUUUGUAAUUUUUUUUAAAGGGAAAAGAAACUCACCCUUCCCCCUCGACCAAUCAAAUGUAAAACUAAAACCUGAGAGACUCAGUCACUCAGGUUUUUGCAAGCUUUUUCGCCUUGAGCUCCCUUGGGCUUUUUGUAAUAUUAUCUUUGUUCUGAUUGGUUACUGUGAUUACUAUGGUUUGGGUAUUACGACACUCCCUAGAAAAGCGGUUUACGUACCUAAUCAAAAAACAACUACCUAUUGGGGAAGAAUAACCCCUUUUUUCUCGUUUUUGGUUCAGUGAAAAAGUGCUACUGGUCACAGCAGUGUUUAUCUUAAGGGGGUAAUUUUCUAAAGAAACUGUGGUGCUGCGUCGGUGGGAGAAUGUAACAGGAUAAUUUAAUAUUAUCAACUGAGUUGAUAACGUAUAAUGGCCACCGUAAAGAGUUUAAAAGCUGACAUUUCGAGCGUUAGCCCUUCGUCAGAGCGAUUUGAGGAAUUUUGGGUUGUUUUUGUGUAUUUAUGUAGAAAAAGGAGCUACGCUAAGAUGAUCCUUUCACUGCCAGGAGUGAGUGACCAAAAAGGAAUUUCUUCUUAACAAUAUUAAUACAGAAAAUUAUAGAUGAACGGAUAUUGUUUGAUUCAUCACCAAUUAUCACAGCUUAUAGUGCAAGAAAUGUUUGGCAAUCAGGGCUGAAAAUUGAAAUUAAAUUUUGAGUGUCAUUUUCAGCCUAGUUGAAAAUGGUCCUUCAAGAGAAUGGAAUCUUGAAAAAGUCCUUUGUUGGCGUGGACGAAAUUUUAAGUAACAGAACGAAGAUAGUUGGAACGGUGAAGUUCAACGCAGAUGAUUCUCAGAAGUUACAUACCACGAUUUUGCGUCUGGUGAACGAGCAGUGCACGGAGGAAAAUACUGUGCGCGAUAAACCGGAGAUGAAAAUCUUGGGCCCUAACCUUCAAAACAAGCACGUCUUGAUCAAUUUUCAGUUGAGAAGACAAUUAAACCGGGAAAGUACUGGUUUUGCUUCACUAUGCUCGAGGGUUGUUCAACAAAUGCAAACCAUUCCGGAGCCAACACGUCCAUACUAAACCAGUCACGUUUUCGGGGUAGUGGGGAGGGGGUUACUGAAGUUUCCCACGUUUGUAGCUGUCCGCGUAUAUUUAUUGUUAGCUCUCAUUGGGUUGUGAUGGUACAAUUUGUCACUGUGAUCCCCUUUGUUUCGCAUCUCUCCAUCCAGGUGCCUUUCUCAUUAAAAACGCAAUUCAUUUCA